AUGGACAGCGGCGUGGUCGGGUUCACUCUUUAUUUAUUUAUCGCUCUAUGUUUCGCCCAAAGUGACGAAAAAGACGCUAAAAUGAGGUUUUAUUCCAGUUCCUUCGAAGAUUAUGAAGAAUUACCAUUAAGCUCAUCCCAUGAAAUAAUAAACAGUUCCUGGUACAAUGCUACACGCAACACGGUUGUCUUUUGUCAUGGGUUUUCGGGUUUCCCCAAUGGCCCCGCUGUGCAAGGCGUAAUAAAGACGUAUUUGGGACAAGGCGAAAGUAACGUAGCACUUCUCAAUUGGGAGCAUUUGGCAGCGAACUCACUGUCCAGUAUUCCAAACUCUUAUAUCAACUGGGCCGCGCCUAAUGCCAGAAAGCUCGGUGUCCGCUUCGCUGAAACGGUCGGAAACCUUUCGGCUGUCGGCGUGGACUUAACCAAGCUGUAUUUAAUUGGACAUUCUCUCGGAGCACACGUCUUUGGAAUUGCGGGAAACAAUUUAAGACUUAAUGGAAUUCUUUUGCCCUGGAUUAUAGGCCUGGAUCCAGCCGCACUAGGAUUCGAAAAUAAAGCCCCGAUUUUACGACUGAACCCCGGUUCUGCGAAGGUUGUUACUGUCGUCCACUCGGAUCCGAGUAAAUACGGUAGCAGAGUGCAGCUUGGCACUGUGGACUUCUGGCCUAACUUUAGGAGCCUGGGGCCAGUGAGACAGCCUGGUUGCCAGGGACGAACGGCGCCCGUGUUUUCUCCUGCAGAUUUAUGCAAUCAUCACAGAAGCUGGGAGUUGUUUAUUGAUGCAAUAAAACAUCCAGAAACAAUUGUCGGAUCACACGCCAGAAACUUUAAAAUUUGGAAACGUUAUACGACUGAACAACGCGCUGAAACCAAGCUAUCACUUGAAACGCUCAACAAUAAUAUGAAACCAGGAAAUUAUUACCUAGUUACAAAUGCUGAGCCUCCGUUUGGUUUAGGCGUAAAUGAAUGUUUGGCUGUAAGCAUAGAGCGAAUAGAUGUCCCAUCAGCAGUAGAACUUGGUACAGAAUCUAUAGUUCUCGACUGUCAGUACAAAACGAGUAGUCCCCGACCGGCCGGUUUGGUGAUGAAGUGGUUCUUCAACGGGUCAUCUGGUCUUAUCUACCAAUGGAUUCCGCCACUUCGGCCACAAGUUAUCGGUCUUUUGAAGGGCAAAGUCGAUAUGAACUUCAGAAUUUCAGAUGAGCCCCUACAAGCGUACCGAGCGAUCAAAGUACUGAAGCCCUCCACGGACCUCAGCGGGAAUUACACGUGCGUCGUCUCCACGUUUAUUUACGAGGAUCGACAGACACGCUCCAUGGUCGUUUACAGUCCGGCCAAAACGUUUCGUUUCAUACAAGACAAGAAGUAUGUGUUUCUCGUAACGCUCAUCUGUUUUGCUCAAGACUUGUAUCCUAAGCCAAAUAUAUCAAUACUGUCGCAGGGAGAGCCGCUACAACAAGCUGUUUUGGAAAGUAAAAUGAAUUCCUGGGGGCUGUACACAGUUGCUUUGACCGCUGUUGUGCACGAUGACGAUAUCCUUACACCUUUUGAAGAAUUUGUUUGUCUACUGUCUCUACCUCUUACGAAUUAUACCAAAAAUCUUACAACUGUCUAUUAUCCUGGAUUAAUGCCUACCGCAUACAUAUCAGCGUAUGAAGUACAAAGACCUCAACAUCACCAAGCAAACGGUUUGUUUAAACAUACAAUAUGCACACCGAGCUCUAGACAACUAGAAAUAACUUAA
Messenger RNA from Leptosia nina, 1746 nucleotides. The record is from the annotation of a GenBank genome assembly. NCBI's taxonomy places the organism in Eukaryota, Metazoa, Arthropoda, Insecta, Lepidoptera, Pieridae.